UGUGGGGUUUGCGCGGACUCGCAAUAUAAGGACUGGCUGUGAGUUUGCUCGGCAGAUGCUGGCACCCAGCGGCUGUGGGACUGACCGCCGCUCACUCUCCACAUUGCUCAGGAUUCUUCUCAAGCUGCUACCAUGUGGGGGCCGUUCCUGUCGCUGUUGAUCACUUCCAUUUAUUUAACCAACAGAGUUCAAGCUGUCAAAUGGGGGGGAUGUGAACAUGUGGAAGUGCAAAAGAAUUUUAGUCUCGAUCAGUAUAUGGGAACAUGGUAUGAAAUCGAACGAUUUUAUAAUGUGACUGGAGACGUCAGAUGUAUUUCUGAAACAAUAUCCUCGUCCUACAAUGGGAUAGAAACUGUAUAUGAGCUUAUCACUCUGAUUACGAAGGGUAAUGAGGUGACUGAACACACUGCAGAAUUAAUUCCACCUGACGAGACAGCCAAAGAUCAAGCAAAACUUACCUACAGACUUGAUGAACAAAUAGGGCAUGAGCCUAUGGAUGAUGAAGUUGUUUUUCAUUACUGGGUGUUAGACACUGACUAUACAAGUUACUCUCUGGUAUUCUCCUGUGUAUCUUUCCUUGGCAUAAUGCACACCCCAUAUGCCUGGAUUUUUUCAAGAGAACGACAGCUGUCAGCAGAUACCACACAGUACCUGCAUGGUGUCCUGGAAAAAUAUAAGAUUAAAACUGAUGAUCUUGUGAAAAUUAGUCAAGAAGGUUGCUUAUAAAAGACGACCUGAAUGCAUAUCAGACAUUUUACUGUCCAUCAAAAUACACUUAUUUUUAGUUUACUCCAUUGUAAUUUAUACUAGAGGUAGCAUAACUGAAAUUAUAUAAUAUCUGCUGCAGUUGCUGUGAUGGACUAUGAAUUGAGUUAUCUUCAAUAAAGUGCAGGAGUUUGAAGAAAUACCUCCAAUUGUCAAUAUCAACGCCCUCUGAAAUUCAAAUCAAUGGUGAAAUCUUGACUAGUCCAUCACUAGAUGAAGAUAUGUUCCAUUUAAAAUUAGAGACAAUUGGAAUCAGACAUCAUGCUACCAACAUUUGGUCUAAGCACAGCGACUGACUAAUUAGUGCUAAUGCCUUUAAUGGCACUUCUGGUUUGAUCUCCUAAUUAUUUCUUUGCUGUUCUUCCAUUCUUCAAUUAAUCAUGUGCAAUACUUAGAACUUAGAUUAA
This is a messenger RNA of Hemiscyllium ocellatum (epaulette shark), 1172 nucleotides long. Its product is annotated as apolipoprotein D-like. The transcript is spliced from 6 exons. Lineage: Eukaryota; Metazoa; Chordata; Chondrichthyes; Orectolobiformes; Hemiscylliidae. The record is from RefSeq and is a predicted model, not a curated record. Gene Ontology annotation, molecular function: pigment binding. Bases 133 to 726 code for a protein of 197 amino acids.